UUGUGCGCGCGCGUUCGUCCGGUAUUUUUAUCUGAUCGAAGGCUAGACGAAGUACGCGAGCGGUUGAGUCAGAUCACGACCAGACAACCAGACGACACACUGCUGAGUAGCUGGUACAGAAAACGAAAGCCUGGCGUCGCUGGGACGUUAAUUUCCGCCGGCUACGGGAUGGGUGCUUGUAGCGUGAUCGGCUGCCGCAAUCGAACUGGCUUUUCUUCGGCGGGGGUUACCUUUCAUCGAUUUCCAACGGUCGCCGAACUGCGGCAACGGUGGAUUUCGGCCGUUGGUCGCAGCGGUGGCUGGACCCCAUCGAAGUGGAGCGUGGUGUGCUCCGUACACUUCCAUCCUGCGGACCGCUACAGAAGCAUUUCAGGUCGUUGUCGCCCGAAAGGCAAUGCCGUCCCAUCCAUGGCUUUGCCUGUCCAGAACACUGCAUCAGUCACCGUCGACGAUGGAAAUGACUGCCACCGGCUGGGCGUGUGCGUGGAUGUUGCAGAGGAAGUGGAAGUGGUUGCAGAUGAGCCAACAGAGGCCAGCUACAGUGAACCGGAAGAAGUGGAAAUUCUUGGACAUGAGACUGCCUCAGUUCUUUUCUCCAAGCCCAGUGCAGCAGCCACUGAUGUUUCUAAGCCAUCGACAAGUUCUGACAUGGCAGCGUCUACCACAUUGAGAGAUGCUCCUGAGGGCGAACCCACAGCAACAGAGGUUGUGGUUGAACCAACAGACUCCAGUUACAUCGAACUGGAAGUGGAAAUUCGUGAAGAUGAGACGGGCCUGGCUGAGCUGGGAGCACAACGCCCACUAAGAGACACUCCGGAUAAUGAAUACUCCAAGACAGAGGCUCAGCCUGCUGACGACACUUCCGAAGAGGCCUUCUUGCGGAAAGAGCUUACACGCUACCGCAACCUUCAGACAGCCAGCAAGAAGAAAAUCAAAACACUUCAGCAGUCUGAGCGACGCCUCAAAAAGAAGCUAGCCAGGAUGCAGGAUCUCCUUGACAAUCUUACCAAGAGUUGCAUCUGGACUGAUGAGAAUGUUUGGAUACUUGAGAGCCUCGGUAAAGCCAACAAGGACCUGCUGAGACGUCGAGUUGCAAAGAAAACUGGGGCACCUCAGGCGGUCACGUAUUCACCAGAACUGCAGGCGUCUGCAUCAAGUGCAACUCGACCCCAAGAGUCGAGACCUCACAGCGUUCAUCACGCGUGAGGGUUUCUUCACUUCAAGCAGGUUUGUUUCGGCCUGGCCUCCGCGCCGGCUGCAUUCCAGCAAGCCAUGUCUAAAAUCCUUAAGGACUGCCCCGGUAUACAGUUCUUCCUGGACGACGUGAUCGUCUACGGGUCGUCACCUCAAGAACAUCACGCACACCUGCGUGCCGUCCUCCAAAGGAUCAAGUCUGCUAGAAUGAGGUUGAACCGAAAGGUGGUUUUCCGAGUCUCAACAUUGUCUUUCUUUGGCCAUAGCCUAUCCGCAGAAGGCGUAGUGCCCCUUACGUCCAAGAUAGAAACAGUUUUGAAUUUUCCUACACCGUCCGAUACGACGGAACUCGAGGCAUUCCUCGGUUUAGUGGAAUAUUACAGCAAGUUCAUUCCACACUGCGCGACAGUGAUCGAACCGAUGCGUCGUGUGUUGCACAAGGGCAGCUCUUUUUCCUAGAUGCCUGGCGUUGAAAGAACCUUUCACAAGGUCAAGACUGCUCUUCAAGAGGCACCCAUCCUGACGAUGUUUGAAAGGACGUUGCCAGUCUUCGUGUUGACAGCCGCUUCGAGCUACGGCCUCGGAGCAGUUCUGCAACAACAGCACGGGCUGAAGCUCAAGACUGUGGUCUUCGCAAGCCGUUCCUUGACAGACACCGAGCGGAGAUACUUUGUGGGAGAGGUGGAUGGGUGGAUGAGUUGCUGUUUCAAGCAGAAAAGAUUGUUGUGCGGACAAGUCUACGUGACCAGGUCAUCGAGAUAGCUCCUGAAACUCAUCAAGGGAUCACGAGGACCACAGGCCUCACCAAAGAGCUUUACUGGUGGCCUCAAGUAUCUCUCUACAUCAAGCAGUAUGUACAACAUUACACAAUAUGUCAGUCUACAGACAAACCUGCAAAGACAUACCGAGCACCAUUACAGCCCGUUGACUUUCCAUCUCGUCCUUAAACAGAAUUAGGCAUGGACAUCGUCGAUUCGUUUGAGCGCGCUUCGCGCAACAAACAUUUUUUUUUAAAUAAUUCUUGUGGAUUAUCACAGCAAGUGGCCGGAGGUCAUGAGUGUCCACAAUGUCACGUCUGCGUCUAUAAAGCGCGAGAUACAUGGACGGCAGAAUCGUCCAAUCCGACAGUCCGAACGCCGCUCCGAAUCGCCACACGCGACAGUUUGAGACACAUGCUUCCGACCUUGCAUGCGACAC
This is a messenger RNA of Ixodes scapularis (black-legged tick), 2391 nucleotides long. RefSeq lists its product as uncharacterized. Bases 169 to 1206 code for a protein of 345 amino acids. The record is from RefSeq and is a predicted model, not a curated record. Gene Ontology annotation, molecular function: sequence-specific DNA binding. The transcript is spliced from 10 exons. NCBI's taxonomy places the organism in Eukaryota, Metazoa, Arthropoda, Arachnida, Ixodida, Ixodidae.